This is a messenger RNA of Ornithodoros turicata, 2299 nucleotides long. Its product is annotated as protein big brother-like. Gene Ontology annotation, cellular component: core-binding factor complex; nucleus. The record is from RefSeq and is a predicted model, not a curated record. The transcript is spliced from 6 exons. The coding region runs from base 108 to 719 and encodes 203 amino acids. Gene Ontology annotation, molecular function: transcription coactivator activity; sequence-specific DNA binding. Lineage: Eukaryota; Metazoa; Arthropoda; Arachnida; Ixodida; Argasidae. Gene Ontology annotation, biological process: regulation of transcription by RNA polymerase II.
UCGUUCGCCAAGAGGCUAGUUUCGUAUCUGCGUGUGUUCCCGGGCGGCCGUACCCCCCUUACGCAGUGGCGAUCGUGGCAGGAGGCCGGUGUCUGCUGCAGCCCAACAUGCUGCCCUUCGAGACGCCCAGCAUUUUCGACCAGCUCCCGCGGUUCGUCUUCAAGAUGCCGAGGGUUGUGCCCGAUCAAAAGGGCAAAUUCGAGUCGGACGAGCUCUUCCGUCGUCUCAGCAGGGAAUGCGAGAUUCGCUACACUGGUUACCGCGAUCGGCCCUUGGAGGAACGGCAAGUGAGGUUCCAAAAUGCGUGCCGAGAGGGGCACACCGAAGUGGCAUUUGUUGCAACGGGGACAAACCUUCAGUUGGUGUUCAGCCCUUGUCAUAAUGGCUAUGUGGAUUCCUGUGACUUUGAUAAAGAGCACGGAAAGGUACAUAUCAAGUCCAGCUUUAUCAUGAAUGGCGUGUGUGUCCGAUACCGUGGCUGGAUCGACUUGGAUCGGCUUGACGGUGUUGGCUGCCUCGAGUACGACGAAGAGCGAGGACGCCUGGAAGACGCUGUGCUUAGAGACCAGAUCGAAUGCUACAAUCAGAGGCUUCGAGAUUUCGAAGAGAAGCAACGCGCAUUCCGGGCACGUCAUGAGCGGCAGGCCGAAGCAGAGCUUGAGGCACGAAGAAAGCACCAGGAACUGAGUCCGGACCGCGCUGGAUCCGCCAGCAAUUGAGCACGAGCCAUCGCCGCAGCCCGCCUAUCUUUCAGCAUCGGUGACCGUGUGCCGCUACCACGUGGGGGCUGCCAUUUUCUGGCUGGAGACAGAAGUACGACAGCAAACCUACUGUCUCGAUCACUGCGCAAUGGGUUCCUCGUCGCUGACGCAUGAACUCACUGCUCACCAACUUCUGCUGCUCAUGUUGAGGACGGCGUCCGAACCCACUUCGUCCUUUGAUACUGCUGCUGUCGAAUCGGACGUUUUUGUGAUAAUUAUCCAGAUUCUAAAGUCAUUCACCAUCUUCCCUUACAUUCUAUCACUCUGGAACGCGUGGUAAUGAUCACCGUGCAUCCCUGCCUUUCCUAUGUACGGCAACGGACCUAUAGUUUGCCGAUCUUGUUUCACCUUGGAACGGAUGUGGGCAUUUUGUAUGUGCUAUGCGUGCAUGUUACAAACCCAUGUAUCAUUUUAACCGUUAGCAUUUUUGGCAUUAAGCUCACAUAUAACCAGAGAACUUUGUUUACGCGUGCUGAAAAGAAAAAGAAAAGAUAGAAAGGAAAAAGUCACGGGAGAAAUCAUUACCAUUUGACAUUACCAUGGCUUGCAGGUUCUACCAUUUUCAAGAAAGGUUGUACAUGCUGACGGCUACUUUGCAUAUGUGAAGAGUUUGAAAACGGCAGUGAUGUGAUAGGGCAGUGCAGAAAAUGUGCUGGCGUGUAUGUACCAUACUGUAUUUAUGUAGUGGCAGUUCUUCUCGUUUAAAAAUGCCGUCCUUCUGUUCUGAACUUUUCUAGAACAAAAAGGUUCUCUGAACUUUUCAGUUGCACGAGUGCAUCUGUCAUGUUAGCGAUCGGGAGCAAGUGUGUAAAACCUAAUCACUCACCAUGGAUCAAUACGGCCUGUUUGCACAGAAUUAAUUCGGUGCGUGGGGGCGCCUCCCACUACUGCUUUAUAUUGACCCUCAGGACUUGGUGAUCGCAUUAUUGGGUUGAAUUUUCUCUCGGUUUACUUCUUUACCUUAUUCACCUUGGAAGUGUUCAGUAAGAAACAUAAUCACGCGGGUGUUACCCUUAUUUAUUAUUUCUGUCAUUUUCUGCAUCAAACUGAUAUUUACCUGUAGGUUCAAGGAAAGCCCGCAUUCGUGCGCUCCGUUAAGGAAGAAUUUCAGUGGUGUCAGGGAUUUAUCAGACGGUGCAACCCUGUACCUAUAUGCUGCUGUCGUCAUUACAAAUGUGCUCAUCCAAGUCUCAUGUAGAUAUUGUUAAUAUAGCUUACGGCUUACGUCGAGCAAACGAGAGGUUGGACCUUUGGUUAAUCCUGCCUUACAUUUGUUUCCCGCUUCCAUAUGUUACUUCUUGCUGCAUACGUUCCGCAUGAAAGCGGGUGGAUGUGCUUCAUACGUAUUUCAAUGCAGGUUUAUUUCUUAUAGCCAGAGAAUAUUAUAACUGCUUGCGGUUUUUGCUUUUUGAAAGGAUGUUGGAUUUUGUCUGUACAGUGCAAAAGCGAGAAGCAAUGAAGAACACAGUCUAGUCUGGGUACUACGUGUAUUUCCUGAUUGUACACGAGACGUAUUGUAUAAAGGUAUUUCAAAACGU